CGCCCCGCGUGCUCUGCGUGGUGACGUCACGGCGUGCCCCUGUACCGGAGCGCAGGAGACCCCGCAGCGAGCUGCCAACGCCCGGCGGAGCCUCUCAGGUUUUUAACAGAUCAGCACCAGUUAAAUCCAGUCCUUGUUGGCACUGAUACUCUGGUAGACUUCAGCUAUGCAGACGAUCAAGUGUGUGGUCGUGGGUGAUGGUGCUGUUGGUAAAACCUGUCUCCUAAUUUCUUACACAACAAAUAAAUUCCCCUCGGAAUAUGUACCCACGGUUUUUGAUAACUAUGCUGUAACAGUGAUGAUUGGAGGAGAGCCUUACACCCUAGGCCUCUUUGAUACUGCAGGUCAGGAAGACUAUGAUAGAUUACGACCCCUCAGCUAUCCACAGACAGAUGUAUUUCUGGUCUGUUUUUCAGUGGUGUCUCCUUCUUCAUUUGAAAAUGUGAAAGAAAAGUGGGUACCUGAAAUUACUCACCAUUGUCCAAAGACUCCUUUCCUGCUUGUUGGGACCCAAAUUGAUCUAAGAGAUGACCCCUCAACAAUUGAGAAACUUGCCAAGAACAAGCAGAAGCCCAUAACUCCAGAGACUGCUGAAAAACUGGCCCGGGACCUGAAGGCUGUCAAAUAUGUGGAAUGCUCUGCACUUACACAGAAAGGCCUAAAGAAUGUAUUUGACGAAGCGAUAUUGGCUGCCCUGGAGCCUCCGGAGCCGAAGAAGACUCGCAGGUGUGUGCUGCUAUGAACGUCCCUCCAGAGCCCCUUCUGCAGAGCUGGUGUUUGAUGUCAUACUAAAAGCAAUGUUUAAAUCAAACUAAAGAUACAAAUUCUAAAAUUUGUUUUCGCAAUAAUGACAAAUGCCCUGCACUCCCAUCUCCCCCACACGACCCCCUGUGUGAGAUGAGAAUGUUAGUGUUUAUUCCCCCAGUGCCCCCUCAAUUCAGUUAAACUAGUUAAUUUUGAGUAAUUGCCUAUUAUCAGAAAACACUGAUCAAUACUAGUUUUUUUUUUUUAUUUUGUUUACUGUUUCUAAUUUUUUUUGUUGUUGUUGAAAAUCCAGGCAUGCUUGUGAUGACUCUUUCUGUAACAGACUAAUUCUAGGCUGUUUUACUGAAGCCUUGUCCCUUACUCCGGUCUGGCAAGACCUGGUUCUGAUUUAAAGAACAUUCAAGGGCUGUUUUGCAGCCAGCCAGCAGCCUGAGUGUGAGCAGACUUCAGUACUAAAUACAAACCCAAGAAAGUAAGAUGUCCCAAGCUGGUGCUCCUCUGAGGAGGGGUGUAGAAAAAGUAUCCGCAUUUCUUCUGAAGUUGCCUUGUAUCUCUUUCCCUGGCUUUCCACUGUGCAGGUCAUAGAUUUCUACCCCAUCCUCUAAGUUAUAAAGCCUUAGGAAUAGGAGAAUAUUUUUCUCUGGAUGCACCAUAUGACUUGAAACUAGCUUGCCAGUCUCUUCCUUAAUCUUGACAUCAUAAGCUUUUGUCAUGUGAUGAAGAAAUAACUGCACCUUUUAUUAAAGCAUUCCCAGCUGAUUCAGAUGGCUUGUAACAAAUCCAUCCUCUGCCAACCCUUAAUUAUUGGAGAAAUGCUUACAAUGACCAGUAUGUGUGCUGCUGUUUGGACACUCUAAAAGCACCUGGUGUAUGUUGAGACAAGUUUUGGAGCUGGCCCUGGUGGUGCAUCUCUUGCUGGAUGGAUUGGCAUCCUUCAGGGAGGGGUGGAAGGUAGGCCUGUGUCAGUAGGAAGGAGCUGCAGGGAGGGGUGUCCAGUGUUCAGUUUGGCACCAUGUAGGAAGGAGUUAAGGGAAUCCCCUUUUUCUGCAUUUUGCUUCUAAGUAACCUGGAACCUGUAAGAUGGGCUCCAGCCCUCUGAGGAUGUGUGUGGGGUCUUUUGACUGCAGUCUUGUAGGGAUUUUACCAAAACUAUAUUUUGGCUUGGAAAUUCAAAGUUUUUUAAGACCUAGGGAAUCUUACCCCUUUUCCAAAACUCUGAUUUCCUGUAGACUCAUUAGUGUUGAACCAAUGCUUUUUCAUGUCUAAGUUCUUUGUAUAUGCAUUAUUUUCAGAUGUAUUAAACAUAAAAUACCUUCACAA
This is a messenger RNA of Calypte anna (Anna's hummingbird), 2085 nucleotides long. RefSeq names its product cell division cycle 42 (gene CDC42). Gene Ontology annotation, cellular component: dendritic spine. Gene Ontology annotation, biological process: small GTPase-mediated signal transduction; modification of synaptic structure. The transcript is spliced from 7 exons. NCBI's taxonomy places the organism in Eukaryota, Metazoa, Chordata, Aves, Apodiformes, Trochilidae. Bases 167 to 742 code for a protein of 191 amino acids. The record is from RefSeq and is a predicted model, not a curated record. Gene Ontology annotation, molecular function: GTPase activity; GTP binding.